Molecule: messenger RNA, 345 nt
Organism: Prunus mume (Japanese apricot)
Lineage: Eukaryota; Viridiplantae; Streptophyta; Magnoliopsida; Rosales; Rosaceae
Source: RefSeq, a predicted model, not a curated record
AUGGCUUUUCCUAGAACCCAAAAGUCCAAACCAGGACCCAGUUCCCCAAUCAUCUUCCUUGUCAUCUCCAUAGCUGCCAUUGCACUCCUCUUUCUCGCUUCCUCUCUCAUUUCCACUAGUGGGUUCUCUUUAUCCUCUCCGAAAACCCUCGAAAGCAGACCCAAAAUAAAGAACAUGAACCAGAACCGCCAAACUGGCCACGAGAAGUACCUCUACUGGGGUGACAGAGUUGAUUGCCAUGGAAAGCACUACAGUUCCUGUGCGGGUACGGGCCACCAGGAGUCCAGCCUCAGGUGUGCUCUUGAAGAGGCUAUGUUCCUGCAGAGGUACAUUCCAACUUUUUAA